This is a messenger RNA of Rotaria sp. Silwood1, 1086 nucleotides long. The record is from the annotation of a GenBank genome assembly. Lineage: Eukaryota; Metazoa; Rotifera; Eurotatoria; Philodinida; Philodinidae.
AUGAUUAUUAAAGUUCUUAGUGUACUUUCAAAUAAUGAAUGGGAAGAAUAUUUUCCUGAAUUAUCUGAAUAUACAUUGACAUUGGCUAAAUUACUUGUCUAUGAAAUACAUCUAUAUGCUCGAUGUAUAUUUCAAUGUGUGAAUAAUUUACGUCAAGGAACAUGUGAUCUAUCAUUAGUAGAUAUGGCACAUAUUUAUGAAACAUUAAUAUGUUUAUUAAUCGAAUCAGCAUCAUUAUCACCUAGUCUUAUGAAUGAUUUUCGUCUUGCACAUUGUUAUGUUCAUAUGAAAGAUAUUAUUUUGAGACUGGAAAAUGAAUGGAUUAAUGAUGAAUCUGAAAAAUUAUUUGCACGUUUUAUUACAUUACUCGGUGAUUUUACUUAUGUAGGUUAUCAUGAACUUAAAUUACCUGCUAGACCUGAAACAAUUUUUGAUAUUCCAAAUUUUGUUAUGCCACAAUCGAAAAACACCGGUUUUAUUGUUCGUAAUCUUUCUGCAUUUACAAUUCUUCAAUCUAUUUUUCAACAGUCAACUCAUCCAUUUCUUGUUAAUAUUGUAUUUGAUACAAUCAGUAGUAUUAUAUUAACCGACAAUGCAAAUUAUUUUCUUUGUGGUGAAAAUCUUUCACCACUUACUGAAAUUUUUUAUAAUAAAUCAAAUGAUGUUCAAAUAAAAAUUAAUGAUCUUUUGGAAUUUAUUGUAUUUCAACUUAAAUAUAUUCCAUAUAGAGAACUUGUUAAUUUAUCUAUUAUGCUUAAAUCAAAUAAGCAUGUUGAAGUUUAUAUAUCUAAAAUCCUACGUUCUAUACAAAGUCAUAAAAAUUGUGUCAAAUAUUUAAUCCAUAUACUUAAAUUUAAUAAUAUAUUAAAAGAUGCUCUUCGUGAAUUGGGUUUUAUUGAAGUACUGAUCACACGUUUACAUCAUUUUACAACAUUACUUAAAAAAUCAGUACACGAUACAAAUGAUAAAGGUGAUAAUAUGAAUCAAGAAGAAAAAGAAUUAGGUUUUAUGGUUAUGGAAGCAUUAGCUUUACUUUUAUCACAUAAUCAAAAAAAUGCUAGUAAAUAUAUUAAUGUUUUGGUUUAA